GCUCUGGAAGCGCAGGGGAUUGAUGUGCUGCUCCUCCUGCUGUGCAGAUGUUACAGUGAUAUAGACUGUACAUGUAAUAUCUUUCUAUUAUUUUAUAUCUAUUAUAUGUCACACUUGCUGAGCUCCACCACUGGGACUUGGAUGGGGCUACAAACAUCUCCCUGCUGGCCACUCUGAAGGAUUUCUCCCCAGGAGUCUGGAUCUGGAAGGAGGGGGUAAUGAGCCCGUCCUGGGGAAGAAGAAGAAGAAGAUGCUGUGGUUGGCAGAAGUGAAACAUUAAAAAUCUGCAGAGGAACCAACAGAGGAACCAAGAGAACAAGAAGAAGGGUCAAAGCCUUUCUGCUGGAACGUCUGUCGGAGCCUUGGGGUUAGAGGCAAUUUGAAUGUGUAGCUGACUGGAGCCAGUAGGAAACACAAGGGGUUAAAGGCAAGAAGAAGCUUUGGAGGAACAGCAUGGAAGAGAAUGAGCAGAAUAACAGGGAAGUGGAACCGCAGCAGGAGUCAGGAGAAGAGUCCAACAGGGGGAUCCUUCAUCAGGCUCCUCCUGGGAACCACCAGCCCCAUCACAGGAUAACUAACUUCUUCAUUGACAACAUCCUACGGCCGGAGUUCGGGAGGAGAAAAGAAAGAAUAAACCACCAGGAUGAGCUCUUUACUGGGAGAGACACUGGGGCUUUGUCUGGGGCAGAGAGCGGCCACCACCGAGUCAAUGUCCCUGAGGGCGCAGGAGGCUCUUCCAAAGUCAUCACUGUUACUGGAGAGAAGAAAAGUGAUCUGGCGAUGGAAGAAACCUUAAAAUCCAGAGGACUUAAUGGAGACCAUUCCCUCAGCUCAGACUCUGAUAGUUCCCAAGCCAGCUCCAAAGCCACUCAAAAGCCUAUACUGUGGCCAGCCUGGGUCUACUGCACCAGAUAUUCAGACAGACCUUCAUCAGGUCCGAGAUCCCGAAAACCAAAGAAGAAGAGUGUCAGCAAAGAGGACAAGAGGCCCAGAACUGCCUUCACUGCUGAACAGCUUCAGAGGCUCAAGGCCGAGUUCCAAACUAACAGGUAUUUGACUGAGCAGAGGAGGCAAAGUCUGGCCCAGGAACUCGGUCUGAACGAAUCUCAGAUCAAAAUCUGGUUUCAGAAUAAACGAGCAAAGAUUAAAAAAUCCACAGGGAACAAAAAUUCCCUGGCCCUGCAUUUAAUGGCCCAAGGACUUUACAACCACGCGACCACUUCAAAGGACGGCAAAUCAGACAGCGAAUAGUAACGUUUCGGUAGCGCAAAGGCCUCGCAAUGCAAUAAAAAAGCCUGUGUAUAAAGAAUCUACCAGCAUUUGGCUUCGGAGUGUGUUUAUUGGGAUAAACCCGCAAUAUUCUAUGUAAAUAUCAUUUACAGACAAACAAACAAACAAAAGGAAAAAGUCGAAAAUAUGGACACAACUAUUUUUUCUUUGAUUUCAUUAUUAUUUUAUUUUGUUUAAUCCUUUCCAGUCCUUUUUUUUCCUGCCUUUAGAUUUUAUUUUAUACUAAACGAUGCUCGUGGAUGUCGGAGAGAAAAAAAAAUCAAAAAAAGUCAACCUUUUUUUUUUUUUUUGCUAAAGUCCAAAGAUGAAAUUGCUGCAUUUCGCACUACUGUGAAUUUAAUUAAAAAAAAAAGCUAAUAUUUGUUGUGGUUUUUUUUGUUUUUGUUAAUAUUUGAAACUUUUUGUUGUAAAAUAAAUCAAAGCAGGGGCAAUGUCCUGUCGCUGUUGUAAUUAAAGGUGUAUUUUAAUUGAUUUAAUUUUUUUGUUUUUAUAUGCAGAAAACAUUUUUUUUAUAGUUGUGCAGAAUAUGAUUUAUUUAUAUACACUGGCGGGGUGAUUUAUAGUUUUGCACUUAGUGUUUUUUUUUUAAAUGACAUAUUGGGGCAACUUUUUUUUUUAAAAAUGACAUAUUGGGCAACUUUUUUUUUUUUUGCUGACAAAUUGUAUUAUUUCCCAGAAAUUGAAGAUAUUGAAGCCUGACAGCUGCAUAUGUACUAGGAACUAGCAAACCAAACAUUUGCCAAUCACUGUCCCAAUAAAUGGUUAAUUUAUCCAAUCCACUUUCCCCUCCUACUAUGACGUAAUCCCCCCUUCCCCACUCUGCUGCACCCCCCUUCCCUGUUUAUGGAUCCCUCCUUUGCUUCCAACUUCCCUGAAUUUUAAAAAAAGACCCUGCAAAAAUAAUACAUGAGCCCAAUGAAUAAUGGAGAGGUUUAAAAUGAAUCAGGUCAAUGGACUACAGCUGAUUUGGGCCAUUUCUUUUGUAACAGUUCAUUUUUUUUUUAAAUAUAUUAAAGUUUUUUUUGUUUUUUAAAUCAAUCACCGAUUUCAUCGUAAAGAAUGUAAUAUUUAGCCUUGGACAGAAGUAAAACUUAAAAAUCAUGCAAAAGAACCUCUUUUCUCCAAUUCUAGGGGAACUUACUACAUUUAUUCUCUUACUGUAUAUGUACCAUUUGCCUUCUUUUAAUUGAUUUUUUUUUUUUUUAAAUUAAAAAACAUAAAAAGGAAAAAAAAAAAUCUGGCAAGACAAAGCCAGAAAUCUAAUGAUACAAUUAGUGUAAAUACAAUGUUUCCAACACUGGCAAUGUUUGUUUUCAUUUGAAUGUACAGAGAUGCAAAUAAUAAAUAUUUCCCCCUUUCUGAUUUUAAAAAUAAAC
Messenger RNA from Xenopus laevis (African clawed frog), 2666 nucleotides. It is a transcript of the gene en2.S, whose product is annotated as engrailed homeobox 2 S homeolog. The record is from RefSeq and is marked provisional. Lineage: Eukaryota; Metazoa; Chordata; Amphibia; Anura; Pipidae. Gene Ontology annotation, cellular component: nucleus. Gene Ontology annotation, biological process: neuron differentiation; regulation of transcription by RNA polymerase II; regulation of DNA-templated transcription. Gene Ontology annotation, molecular function: DNA-binding transcription factor activity, RNA polymerase II-specific; DNA binding; RNA polymerase II cis-regulatory region sequence-specific DNA binding.